AUGAUUGACGUCUUCGGCGGACCGCCGAGCGGCGCCUUCAAAACCGACACGAGUCUCGGCAUAAUUAACAGGUGACAGCGUUCGCCAACUCCUAAUCAUUGCAACUACACCGGUGGACCUCCGCCGGCCGCGACAAGUGUAUCCAUCGUAACACAGGAGCUAACAACAGGCAGCUGCUCAUAUAAAUCACAACCGAAUCGGCGGUUUAUCUGCGACAAUGCUCCCACCUACCAAGUGUUCGCCUUGCGGGAGUUUGUAGCUCAUAAACGUGUUUGUGAGGCCUUCCUAUACAAAUAAGAACAAGUGUGAUAGGCAACAAAAGCGACAAAUGGCGAGCUUCGGGAUGACUGGAUGGACGGCACGACGCCUCGAUCAAUUCCGAGCGCAUUUCCUUUCUUUUAUUCAAUUUUGAAGGCUUUUCGAACAAUGUGAAUAUGAGAGCAGAGCCAAGAAAGUUCAACUAUUCCUCAACUUUUUUCAAUCAGCUCUUCAUCUUGAAUAUCAGAGUAAAUUGAGAAGGUCGACUUUUUAAUGGAUCCGGUAAAAUUUAUAUCUCUUCAAAGUCGAAAAAGUCAAGUUCCAAAUUUAUCGUUGAAAUUUUGUUUGAAAACUAUCGAAAACCUCGAAGCGAAGGUAAUGAAAAAGAAAGAAUGAGUGCAUAAAAAAAAAAAUCAAAAUUUGAGAAGGGUGAUUUCAUUUUGCAACCGUCUGAAUUUGAAACUUCUAUUCUUAUUCUAAUUUUUAUACUUAAAUUACUCUCAUUGAAGGUUAUCAAUUCAUGAAAGAUUAAAAAUGAAACUCGUGGUUGAAAAAAAAUAAAAAAAUAAAACCUAAAGUAUUGCUUCUAAACUUGAAAAGCUCAAAAGUUAAGUAUAUCCUCCUACCAGCGUCAGUUAUUUCGAGCUGCCGUGAAUAUGAAUCUUUUCAACUUUUGCAAUACCUGCAACAACCUCAAAAACGGCCUCUUAAUUCGGAAGAAAAGACCAUGAACUGAUCGCAGCCGAUCCAUCAUGCUCGCUAAUUGCUCAACGCAUGUUGGCCUUCCGACCAAACAGUGACGACCUUCAAAACGAAAGCCUCCGUUGGCAGCUCAUUUCAGUGGUCGUUUCGGCAAAACUGCUCCAAAGGCCAUCAAAUGCCGCCAAAUAGACUUUAAGGACCGUCCGAAAUUCGUCAACGAUCAGAAAAAGGCGAUUCGGGUUCGCCGGAUCUUCAUGCACAAGCAAUUUAGCGUCUCCAGUCGACGCCGUAGAUUUUAUCAGGCGCAAAUCGUCGGAGGUCGUUUUUGACACGUUUAUUCACAUGGGAACAACAAGAAGACAGACGACCUGUCAAGUUUGAGAUCCAAGGAGGGGCCUAGCUAGAUACAUAAUCUACCUGUUGAGGACUAUUCUUCCCGGGGUGUCGGCGAACCUUUUUCGAGUGUCUCUAGGCGGCGGAAAGCUGAAGAAGCUGCACGAGCGUACACACACAGUGUUCUUGGUCGAUUCUGGAGUGCGGGUGGUAUCAAAUGUCGCGGAUUAGGAUAGAACAACAUUGCGCUGGCUCGACGUCAUUCUUCGUUGCUGCAGACUCGUCCAUCCGAGGUCAAGUGCGUGUCCAUCAACCCCAUCCGCCAGAACACCACAAUCAACUCAAACAUCGUCAAAGCGUUUGAGCUUCUGCGGGAUCCUUUCGCUCCGAAGAGACCUUAUUUAUGUUUCAUUUUUUGAAUAUUACAAAAAUGAAUUGCCAACAAACUGUAUCCAUCUAACUAGGGAACUACUCGGACUCGGGUACGCGUUUCGAGUUGAAACUUUGGUGGCUUAUAGACCCGGGUAAGAGUACUUGGAAACAAGAGAGAUUAUCUGCUAAACUCCAUAAGCUUCUGAGAAAAAGCCUUUUGAAAAUGAACAUUUUAGGCUUGAAAAUUAUCAAAUCAUUGCUUUCCUCCUUCUUUUGGCUGAAAAAAAGUUCUUUAGAGUUCAUAAUAGCCGCAUCAUUCGAAGCGAUUGUAUGAAAAUAUAAGAUAAGGUAAAAAUCAGUAUUCUGAAAAUUUUCAGGUCUAUUUUUUACAUUUUCUACUAAUUUUUUCCCAGUUCUCUAUUGGGUUUAGCAGAUAUUCUCACUUGUUUUCAAGCAAACUCACUUAGGUCUACAAACUAUUAAAGUUUGAACUCGAUCCGCGUACCCGAGUCCGAGUAGUUCCCUAGUAAGCCACAUAGUACUCCGAAAAAAGAAAUCGUGAAUUCCUGAAGCGUUCGAGUUUCUUCGAGGAUUUUCGAUCAAAUAGGAGCCAGAUCCUCACUUACGAAAAGCAAUAUUUCUAUAGAUGCCCAAAAAACAACAAUCCAAGAAAAGACUACACCGUUCUCCACAAAAAUACCGGGAAAGCUUCUGCAAAGUGGAGUUUUCAAAUGUGAGCUACCUAUCUAAUACUAACUAUAACCCAUUUUUAGUACCCUUUGAAAGUUAUAGUCUCUUCAUUCAACCUUCUUUAAUUCCUUCCACUCAUUCGAAACUGAUUUCCGUUUCCUGCUACAGUCGCACAUUCAUAAAACUCGAGCUCCAAGUUUACAGGUUUCUUCUAGUCGAAGACAUAUCAGUUCUUCACGACGACGUCUUCAUCUGGCGUUGAAAUGUCAGUCGGGAGCGUGUCGUCCAUUAAUUCUCGUCAGUCCGUCGCCUUCUUCGCCCAUCAAACUUCUGCGCCGACUUCAAACGCCGACGCCGCCGCGUUUUGA
Messenger RNA from Caenorhabditis auriculariae, 2723 nucleotides. The record is from the annotation of a GenBank genome assembly. NCBI's taxonomy places the organism in Eukaryota, Metazoa, Nematoda, Chromadorea, Rhabditida, Rhabditidae.